CCUUUGUAGUCUUUUCUUGCUUGUGGCUAUUUUCCCUACUAUUCCCCCCAAGUUUCCGCAAUCUCCUUUUUUUUAUCCUGAGCUUUUUAAAAAUUAUUUUUCCACGAUCCCGACUUGUCCUCAAGAUCUCUAAAGAAGGAUCUGUCUCUUCAGGUAACCUUCCCUCAGAAUGGCUUCAUUUUGGGCCCAAAGGGCCUAAGGUGUAUUGAGUCAAUACCUAUGGCUGGUGCUUUUCGGUACAAGGCUAUAUGACAGGCAUAAAAGGCACAAUUGAAAGAGCGAGGCAAGGGAGAAGAGGCCGGACCGUUCUUCACCGUUAUGGCACUAAACCGGAGACUUAAAUUUGGCUUCACUGUGGCGGCGGCCCUCAUCCAAUUUGUCAUCCUUUUCACAUUAAAGAAAUAUAAAAAUUCGAUACUACCGAAGCCAGAUAACCAUGUCCAAUUUUACCAGAAACCUGAAAAUGUUCAGUGGAUAAAUGAAUUACCAAUGCAGGAAAGAAAAAAACUGGUGCAUUUGCUGCACACGCAGGAGGUUCCUUGGAAACCCGAUGUCACAAAAGUGGCUCAAUACAGGGCUGAACUUGGGCAAUGUUGCAAUGCUUCUGUCCAGCUAGUCCUAACCAAGGAAAACGUACCUCUAGGAUCAAAUAUUACCUAUGUAAACGGCAAUGCCAAAGUAGCUGUGAAAGCUGACCUCAUAGAGCUGCUGCCAAAGAUAUCGCCUUUCUCACAUUCUCGGUAUAAGCAUUGUGCAGUGGUGGGCAAUAGUGGAAUCUUGCGACAAAGCCGCUGUGGACAAGAGAUCGACCUGGCAGAUCUAGUAGUCAGAUUCAACCUGCCUCCUUUGAUGUUCCCUGAAGAUACCGGAACUAAGACAACCUUGAUGACCAUCAACCCCAGCAUCCUUAAGGAGAAAUUCCAUUUCUUGCAGAAAGAAUGGGAUCUCUUUGUAGAUGCCCUGAACCCGUACGUCAAUGCUGUCUUCCUCAUCCCAGCCUUCACUCAUCCAGACAAUGAGGGCAUGGCCUACCGUGCCCUGUAUACCAUGGAGGCAAUGGGGCUGGGAAAGAAGGUCUUCUUCUUGAAUCCAAAGUACCAGCGUAGCCUGACUGACUACUGGAGGGGUGAACGCUCUUGGUCACCACGUCUCUCCUCCGGCUUCAUAUUUAUCAACAUGGCUUUGGAAUUUUGCCAGCACAUCACCCUCUAUGGCUUCUGGCCCUUCUCGCGUGACCUGGAUGGACAGGCUGUCUCUUACCACUACUACGAUGACGCUUUGCCCAGUGAUACUGCACACAACAUGUCCACUGAAUUCUCACAUUACCUUCACUUGUACUCCCAGAAAGUGUUGUUCUUCCGAUAUGGAAAAUGCAUAUGAGGUAUGUGUAGGAAUGGGACCCAUGGGCAAAUAGACUGAGUAAUAGGUUUCUAUUAUAACACCAGCUGUAUGACUGAUCAUCCGGAAGUGUAAAAAAUUGGUCAAUUUGGCUUUGGAGGAAGCUGAGAUUUAGGAAGUCACACAUUCUCCUUCCCUGAUUCUUCUAGGAGUAUUUUGUGCUAGCAGUUUUCUCUUUCUCAAAGCUGUACAUACAAAUCAAGUAGUCUUUUGCAAGGUACAUAAAAAGCAUGAAUUUCCUUCUAGCAGGAGCCUUUUUUUUUGCCUAUGGCUGGAUCUGCACUGCCAUAUAUUGCAUUUUGGAACUGUAUACCCAUACAAUGCAGUUUAACUGCAUUGAACUACAUUAUAUGGGUCAACAUCAACCAUAUAAUGCAAUUCUAAACUGCAUUAUAUGGCAGUGUAGAUCUAGCCUGUAUCCUCACUAACUUGUUCUAGACACAUGGUGAACCUCCACUAUCUAUUCCACCAAAACCUUUCUCUCUCUGCCCACUUUCUCCCACUUACUUACAUCACUAGUAGUAGAACAAGCUUUCAAAAAUGCUUGUUAAGAUUUAGCUGAAUGGUACAAUUGAUUUUUAACUGUUAAUUCUCUUUGUAUACUUCUUUCUGCUUAUAUUGCAAAGUAUUGUUAUUCUCAUUUUACUGUGGAAAAGCACAGAUUGGCUCAAAUAAAUACAGAUGUUUGGCUUCAUCACCCAUCA
Anolis carolinensis (green anole) is the source of this 2102-nucleotide messenger RNA. RefSeq names its product alpha-2,8-sialyltransferase 8F (gene siat8g-r2). The transcript has 7 exons. NCBI's taxonomy places the organism in Eukaryota, Metazoa, Chordata, Lepidosauria, Squamata, Anolidae. Gene Ontology annotation, molecular function: alpha-N-acetylneuraminate alpha-2,8-sialyltransferase activity. The record is from RefSeq and is a predicted model, not a curated record. The coding region runs from base 319 to 1380 and encodes 353 amino acids. Gene Ontology annotation, biological process: N-glycan processing; oligosaccharide metabolic process.